Messenger RNA from Plodia interpunctella (Indianmeal moth), 3207 nucleotides. Its product is annotated as probable protein phosphatase 2C T23F11.1. Gene Ontology annotation, biological process: protein dephosphorylation. The coding region runs from base 147 to 1130 and encodes 327 amino acids. Gene Ontology annotation, molecular function: protein serine/threonine phosphatase activity; cation binding. The transcript is spliced from 8 exons. NCBI's taxonomy places the organism in Eukaryota, Metazoa, Arthropoda, Insecta, Lepidoptera, Pyralidae. The record is from RefSeq and is a predicted model, not a curated record.
UGUGUUAAUGUCAAAAUUAUUGGCAAAGUGAACGGCCUGUUGCCUAUUUGUUUAUUUUAUUUUGGUAUUUUUUAUGUAAAUUGAUGUUUACAUUAUAAUUUAACAACAUUUUUCAAUGAAAACACAGUUCGUACGUCAUCGCAGCCAUGUUUAGUGCGUCGAAAUUGAUAAGAGUGAUGGGCCAGACCCUAUCGGAGCCGGUGACAGAGAAGCAGUCAUCAACAUGCCAGGACAACCGGUACCUCGUGGGCUCCUCCUGCAUGCAGGGCUGGAGGGUGUCGAUGGACGAUUCCCACACACAUAUACUGUCACUCCCGGAUGACCCAGGAACAGCAUUCUUUGCUGUCUACGAUGGACAUGGUGGAUCAAAUAUAGCGGAGUACGCCGGCAAGCAUUUGCACAAGUUUAUAACCGCCCGGCCGGAGUACCACUUGGGCAACAUCGAGGAAGCGCUUAAACAGGGUUUCCUCGACCUGGACCAGGCGAUGCUCGAGGAGGACAUGCUGCAGGAGAAGGUUGCUGGCAGCACUGCAGUGGCUGUGCUCAUCAAAGACAACACACUCUAUUGUGCCAAUGUCGGGGAUUCCCGCGCCAUAGCCAGCGUUAGGGGAACGGUUGAACCACUCUCGUACGACCACAAGCCGAACAAUGAAGAAGAACUGCGUCGUAUCACGGCGGGUGGCGGCUGGGUGCAGCUCAACCGUGUCAACGGCAACCUGGCCUUGUCCCGCGCUCUGGGGGACUACGUCUUCAAGAGGAACUACAGGCUGUCGCCGCAGGAGCAGAUCGUCACUGCGUUCCCCGACGUGCAAGUGAGGCAGCUGAAUGACGACUGGGAGUUCAUUGUGAUCGCCUGCGACGGCAUCUGGGAGGUGUUGUCUAACGAGGAGGUGAUAUCCUUCUGCCGCGUGCGUUUGCUGAGCGGCUGGGAGCCCCACGCGGUGUGCGAGGCCCUCAUGCAGCGCUGUCUCGCUCCCAACUCCGCGUGCGGCGGCCUCGGCUGCGACAACAUGACUGUGCUGCUGGUGCUGCUGGCGCCCUUCCCCAGCUCCGUCGCUCCGAGCCCUUACAAAUGUCUCGACAGGGGCCAGUAUUGGAGCAUGACUCCCACCCGUCGCUCUUUCUCUUAACAACGCAAAAUGAACUUUAUCACCAUUGCACAAGCUUUAAUUUCGAACAUACAGUGUGUCUCUUGAACUGUGAUUGUGCCCUUACUUUGGGACUUGGUGACAUUUUUAACAUUUAUAAAUUUUCAACAAACAGAUUUUAAAUAUCUGAAUUUUAUUUAUAAAUUAAUACACAAUACAUUACUUUAAAUUAAAUUAUCAGCUGACUGCAAUGUUGAUAAAACUGGUUGAACAUAUUUCUAUAAGAAUAUUUGUCACGUGUUAAAAAUCUGCCAAGUUCUAAAAUUAAUUUCUGUAAUUUUAAUGACGUAUUUGCCUUUUUUAUAGUUUUGAUAUGUCAUAUUAUGACGUUUUCAUUUUCAUAUCGAAAGGUAAGACUGAUUUGUGCCAUGCAUGUGUUAUUGAGUAAUUAAUUGAUUCAUUACUAUGAUUCGAUUAUAAAUGCGUAAUAAAGUAACUAUAUAACCAUCGAUUUAAUUUUCAGAAAAUGAAAAAAAAAAAAAAACUUUGAAAUGCUUGUCUGUUUGUCACCAUUUCAUCUCAGGAAAUAUAUGGGUACAAUGCAAUUAAUGUUAUCAGGUAUAAUUUUUUAUAGUAAAAGUAAUAUGUUUAUGUUACCAUGAUAAAUGUAGUUUAUAAUAACAUAUCUAGCCAUAACGUGCUAUCCAACAAAAGGUACUGGUUUAAAAUGCUUCAGUUAUUGAUAUGUUUAAAUGUACACAUACACUCAACGAGAAUAAGAAUUCUAUUUUAAAUUGAAGCAUUGUUUCGGAGAAAUGCAAUGUUCGUGUACAUUUCAAAGUGUUGAUAUUUAAAAUAAUUGUUUUGAUAUAUGCACGUCUACGUUUGGGAAAUUAUGUAUGUCAAUCACUAAUGGCUGUGUUAUCAUUCCUAAUACUUGUUGUUAGUGUUACGCUUUCAUAUGCUUUUGUUGGUUCGCCUGCGCAUGUCAAGCUUUUUGUUAUAAUUUUCGUGAAAAAUUGUACUUAAAACGUUGAAAACCAAAAGUAGAGGCGGUCUAUUUUUGUGAUGUCAGUAUAUCGUAUGAUUUUUGAAGUAUUGUAUUUAUUUCUGAUAAUAAUAUGAACAUUUGAUACUAAUGUCAUGAUUUUGAUUGUCUAAAUAUAUUUGUAUUUUUAUAGCAAUAUUUUGUAAUGCAUGUUUUUUUUUUAUGCAUGAAUUCAAAGAAUUUACAUUGGUAGUAGUAUUUGAUUCUUGUUCAGUAAUUGUUUAGUGGUAAUGACAUAUUCGUUUUUACAAAAAAAGUAUAUACUUGGAAUGUUGCAUCGGCUUUGACUUCGUUAUUUGCAUGUUUAUAUUAUGUUUUUACAUAAUCAGAAUUUAAAAAAAAGUGGACGACUUCGCUUACUUUUUACAAAAUAAAUAUAACAAAUUAUAGCAUUGUAUUACAAAAUAAUAUAAAUCGCAUGCUAACUAAAAAAAUCUAAUUGUGAAUGAUAACCAAUUUAUUAAUGCUAGCUUUGUUUGUCACUUGUUUGCUUUUAAUAAAUUCUCUAAAAUCAUUUUUUCUUUCAUUCACCCUGUAGUUUCAACUAGGAAUUUUCAAUACAAUAGAAUAUAUUUUUGUAUAUAUUUUUUGUUUGAAUGCGGCCAUUCAAAUAUCAAAAAAUCUCAGACUUGGCGUUAAUCGCUAUUGUGCUUUAAAAAACUUGUAGUUCAACUCUUUAUCGAGUGUAUUGCUAAUUCAAGUCGCCUAAAGCCAUCUAGGCUACUAGAUGGCGGUAUUCGAAUGCGUCUACUGCUAAGUAGACGCAUACACACUAGUGAACUCCGUUGAAUAAUAAUACUUUGAUCAAAUUUUCAUUAAUAGAGGUGAUAAAUAGAAGUAAUAAAGCAGUAAUGAAUAGGAUUGUUGAAUGUUUUGUCUGUGGUACCUAAUGUUAUAGCCGGGUAAGCAUGAAUAUGAACAUAAUAAUUUUCCUUAGGAACAGAUCUUUUUUUAGCAUCUAUGUCCUUCUAUACUCACUCUCAAAUUUUGCAUACAUGUAGUACUUAAAAUAGAGAAGAACAACAAUAGAAAAAGUGUAGAUAAAGCGUGAAAACAGAAAAAUUGUUUACU